GGUUCUGUACAUUGGCCUGGCCUGUAAUACAGCUCGCUAUAUUUAUAUUUCCUACCUGGAAAAUGCCUGGACUGUCCUCCCCAUGGAAGUUCUUCAAGGAGUGACACAUGCAGCAAUCUGGGCAGCAUGCAUUUCUUACCUCAGUGCUGCUGUUCCCCCUGAGCUGAGGACAUCUGCUCAGGGAAUCCUGCAGGGCCUUCACCUGGGUUUGGGGAGAGGAUGUGGUGCCAUGAUUGGAGGCGUAUUAGUCAAUUAUUUUGGGGCUGCUGCAACCUUCCGAGGAAUUGGCAUGGCCUGUCUGGUGAUCCUCCUGCUCUUUGCCCUGAUCCAGUGGCUGGCAGUACCAGACGAAGAGGAAGACAAGACAAUGUUGGCAGAAAGGAUUCCUGUUCCCUCCAGUCCUGUUCCCAUAGCAACCAUCGACUUGGUACAGCAACAGACAGAAGAUGUCAUGCAGCGUAUUGAGCCCAGACUUCCGCCCAAGAAAACCAAACACCAGGAAGAACAGGAGGAUGUGAAUAAACCAGCCUGGGGAGUCAGCUCUUCUCCCUGGGUGACCUUUGUCUACGCACUCUACCAAGUUAAAGAGUUGAUCCAAUUGACAAGAGACAAUCGUGCUUCUGAGAUACAGCCUUUACAGGAGACCAGUGAGAAUUGGGAAAAUUCUCCAGCUGGCAGAGUCCAGCAUAUCCCUUGUGAAACUCAUUCUGACCCACCUGUGAACCAGCCAUCCCCUGACGCAGCAGCAUCUCAGACGCAGACAAGUCCCGCUCACCCCACUGUGGCCCCACGUGUGGAAGAGAGUGAGGAGCAGCAGGCGCAGCCCACCACGGGAGGACACUAGGGUGUCCUGCUCAUCUCACAUCCUGCAUGGACCUGGGCUCUUUGACCAGGACGCAGAGGGCGAGGUCCCUAAUAGAGAUCACACCUCCCCAGAGGAGCAUAGCACUGCAUACGCUUCUAAAUAUCUAAGCUCAUUAAUGUGGAAGCACCACACACACACACACACACACACACACA
Messenger RNA from Castor canadensis (American beaver), 1020 nucleotides. NCBI's taxonomy places the organism in Eukaryota, Metazoa, Chordata, Mammalia, Rodentia, Castoridae. The record is from RefSeq and is a predicted model, not a curated record.